Messenger RNA from Cydia amplana, 372 nucleotides. Its product is annotated as LYR motif-containing protein 2. The record is from RefSeq and is a predicted model, not a curated record. Bases 99 to 362 code for a protein of 87 amino acids. The transcript has 2 exons. Gene Ontology annotation, cellular component: mitochondrion. NCBI's taxonomy places the organism in Eukaryota, Metazoa, Arthropoda, Insecta, Lepidoptera, Tortricidae.
AUAGUAUAUUUCCUAUUUUAAUUUAGCGAUUUAAACCAUAAGUAAGCCAAUGAUGUUCAUAAUUUUAUGAUCAUUGUUUCGUAAACAAGAUAUUUAAAAUGUCAUCUAAGCUACCAAAAGCGGCACUGAGUCUUAAGCAGUUUAUGCUGCGCCAAGAAGUUUUGAAGCUAUACAAGGAUAUAUUUAGAACACUACGAUACGUAGCUGACGAAUCGACGCGCCAAGAGUUGAGGGAAUGGGCCAGAACUGAUUUCAGGAAUAACAAACAUCUUACCGAUGAAGCGACGAUAAAAUCUAUGUUGUUUUAUGGGAAAAAGUCGUUACAGGAUUUAGAAAAAUCAUUAGCUUUAAGUAGAUCAUGAAAAUAAACUU